This is a messenger RNA of Jaminaea rosea, 878 nucleotides long. RefSeq lists its product as hypothetical. The coding region runs from base 130 to 600 and encodes 156 amino acids. The record is from RefSeq and is a predicted model, not a curated record. The transcript has 2 exons. Lineage: Eukaryota; Fungi; Basidiomycota; Exobasidiomycetes; Microstromatales.
GACUUACUCGCGUAUCUUGCUGAUCAGCAAAAUGGUUGGCAGAUGGUGAACUUGCCCUAUUCUCGUGGCUUUGGCUUUGCCGUCAAGUUCGGCGGCAAGGCAGGCAAAAGUUAACCAGAGCCAGGUCGGAUGAGUGGAAAAGUCGCCGCCGCCGCCGGCGCUCCGCGUACGAAGCCGCAGGUUCGACGACGCGCAAAACGGGCCAUGGGCACUAAAAGGCGAGGCUGCCGACAGCUAAAGGGGUCAUCUCCCGCACCUCGACCUUUAUCCACAUCACCAUCACCAUUAUGCUCUUCAAUACACUCGUCUUGGCCGCCUCGGCCGCCUCGCUCGCCAUCGCUGCGCCUGCGCCCUCUGGGCUCAACACGCCCGCCGCCUGCACGUAUCGCCUCACCUCGCUGCAGCGCAUCGCGCCGGACCAGCCGGGCGUCGACCUCAAGAAUGGCACAACGCUCAACAUGCGCGACAUCAUCACAGCGACGACGCUUCCGUUCUCGCAGUCUUGCUACGGGCCUGAUGUCUCGUACGGGCUGGGCUACACGAAGCAGGGCGUCAAGGUGCCCCGUAGCGUUGCGUCGCCGGAAUGGGAGGACAAUUUGACACUUCGAGGGGAUGAUGCCGCGCUUGGCCUUGCGACGAGCCCUUUCAGGCCAGGAGAGGGGGAUUAUACUCUCCACUUUUUCUCGUACAAUAAAGCGUCGGGCCUCGUCGAGCGGGAGAUUGAGCAUGCCGAUAUUCGUGUUACGUACUAGACGGAGCGGUGCGACUGCGUGGGAUGGUACGUUCCAAUGCCCUCUUUCCUCCCGACGAAUUUCAAAGUCUAAUGAAUCAGCCCACGUGCCCUAAUGUCCUGCUGUGGGCUUCCCUAUCUCCCUCCC